Patiria miniata (bat star) is the source of this 1364-nucleotide messenger RNA. RefSeq lists its product as uncharacterized. Bases 1 to 738 code for a protein of 245 amino acids. The transcript is spliced from 7 exons. The record is from RefSeq and is a predicted model, not a curated record. Lineage: Eukaryota; Metazoa; Echinodermata; Asteroidea; Valvatida; Asterinidae.
AUGGCGUGCGCUGACUGCACCGCAGUGGUGUGGGGAUUGCUACAAGCUAUCGUGUCUGCGAUGGAAGGUUCAUCCAAGUUUGCCACUAAAUCCGGAUUGGUUGAAUGUGCCGUCGAGGGUAACUCACUCCCUGCAGUGGCGUGGUACGGUCCAAACGGUACCGCUGUUACAAAUCACUCGAGCACUGGCCAGAUAUCGCUGGAAGAUACCAUUACUGGAGCAAGGGUUGUUGGAUACAUUGUCAAGAGUCGUCUGACCAUCGAUCAGGGCCAGAUAGGCAACGGCUAUGGGAUGUACAGGUUCAGCGCUACCAACAGCAUGGGGACGUUUAACGGCCAUCAAAUACAGCUGACUAAAACAGAGGAAAUAUACUUGGUGACACCUUCUCCCUACCCCGUAGACUCCAGCGGUCUGUUUCAGGACGUCAGCGCACGGGUGGUGCUGGCAGCAACCAUCGGAGGUGCCCUGGUGCUAACGCUGGUGGCUGUCUGCUGCUGCUGGCAUCGGCUCGGCUGCGCUAAACGUAAUGUGCGAGGAGAGUCGAGACCAACUUCGACUGAACCGAGCUUAGACGACAGUUUCGAUAAUGACGCCCCACCAUCUUAUGAAGAAGUUAUAGAAAUGGAUUCCGACAUUGGCGACAUGGAUGAUUUCCCUCCAGAGUACGAACUGCUUAGAGAGCCCCCAACGGCUGGCUUAUGUACAGACGAGAUACAAGAGGACGAACAUUGUGUCUAAAAUUCAUUUUUCUACCAACAGUACCAAACUGUAAAGGGGCCUUUCUUAAACAUAUUCGUGAAUUGUGUGCAGUUACUAGAGGCUACGUUAAACUCAAAAGGCCUAUAGACUGUCCUUGAAAAGCACAUUUUUUAAUAUUUUAUAUAUUCGCAGAUUGCGCGAAUAGCUUUAGAUUCCGCAUUUAUUAUUAAAGGUGUUCACAAUGAGGUUUGCUUUCAAAUGCACUUACUUUGAUAUAAAGUGGUUUUUUUUUUGCUUGGUUGUUUGUUUAGGUGACAUCACUUCAGUCCAAGCCGCUUUGUUAUUGAUGUAUAUGUCUACAGCGUAACCUUCACAUAUUUAAUUUAUGUUCUUUUUGUUUUUAUUUUAAAAUCUUAGCACUAAUUUUCAACGUGUACAAAAUUAUCCAUGGACAUGUACAUAAUCUGUAUAUUUGACAAACGAUGUACUGUAAUAUGUACCAUUAUCUUUUGAUACUCAGAUUUCUUGACUACUCUGACUAAUGGAUUCAAGAUGAUAGUGCUCAAGUUAAAAUGUCAAAAUCCUGCAACAUGAGAUAUAAAGGACGCCGCGUAGAAUCAAUAAUGAUAAGUGACAGCUACACAUUAAACGCAAAAGAAUAUGCA